This is a messenger RNA of Loxodonta africana (African savanna elephant), 5484 nucleotides long. RefSeq names its product SH3 domain containing ring finger 1 (gene SH3RF1). The record is from RefSeq and is a predicted model, not a curated record. Lineage: Eukaryota; Metazoa; Chordata; Mammalia; Proboscidea; Elephantidae. Gene Ontology annotation, molecular function: ubiquitin protein ligase activity; protein binding. Gene Ontology annotation, biological process: positive regulation of JNK cascade; positive regulation of proteasomal ubiquitin-dependent protein catabolic process; protein ubiquitination. The transcript has 11 exons. Bases 87 to 2738 code for a protein of 883 amino acids.
UGAAAUGGAUGUUACAUGAGUCGUUUUAAGGGAUGCAGACAGCUAUGAACGUUUCUGAAGCGUUUUUCUCAGUAAACUAGAUAAAGAUGGAUGAAUCUGCCUUGUUGGAUCUUCUGGAGUGUCCGGUGUGUCUAGAGCGGCUUGAUGCUUCUGCAAAAGUCUUGCCUUGUCAGCACACGUUUUGCAAACGAUGUUUGUUGGGGAUCGUUGGUUCCCGAAAUGAACUCAGAUGCCCUGAAUGCAGGACUCUUGUUGGCUCGGGUGUUGAGGAGCUUCCUAGUAACAUCCUGCUGGUCAGACUUCUGGAUGGCAUCAAACAGAGACCUUGGAAACCUGGCCCUGGUGGGGGCGGUGGGACAAACUGCACAAAUGCAUUAAGGGCUCAGAGCAGCACUGUGUGUAGCACAAAAGAUCUGCAGAACUCGCAAGGUGGACAGCAGCCGAGGGUCCAAGCCUGGAGUCCCCCGGUGAGGGGCAUACCUCAGUUACCAUGUGCCAAAGCAUUAUACAACUACGAAGGAAAAGAACCUGGAGACCUUAAAUUCAGCAAAGGUGACAUCAUCAUUUUGCGACGACAAGUCGAUGACAAUUGGUACCAUGGGGAAGUCAACGGGAUCCACGGCUUUUUCCCCACCAACUUUGUGCAGAUUAUUAAACCGUUACCUCAGCCCCCGCCUCAGUGCAAAGCACUUUAUGACUUUGAAGUGAAAGACAAGGAAGCUGACAAAGAUUGCCUUCCCUUUGCAAAGGAUGAUGUUCUGACUGUGAUCCGCAGAGUGGAUGAAAACUGGGCUGAAGGCAUGCUGGCAGACAAAAUCGGAAUAUUUCCAAUUUCAUAUGUUGAGUUUAACUCGGCAGCUAAGCAGCUGAUAGAAUGGGAUAAGCCCCCGGUUCCAGGGGUAGACGCUGGAGAGUGUACCUCAGCAGCAGCCCAGAGCAGCACUGCCCCAAAGCACUCGGACACCAAGAAGAACACCAAAAAGCGGCACUCCUUCACCUCCCUCACCAUGGCCAACAAAUCCUCCCAGGCGUCUCAGAACCGCCACUCCAUGGAGAUCAGCCCCCCUGUCCUCAUCAGCUCCAGCAACCCCACAGCUGCCGCUCGCAUUACUGAACUUUCUGGGCUUUCCUGCAGUGCCCCUUCUCAGGUUCAUAUAAGUACCACCGGGUUAAUUGUGACCCCACCCCCAAGCAGCCCAGUGACAACUGGCCCUACGUUUACUUUCCCAUCAGACGUCCCCUACCAAGCUGCCCUCGGAACCAUGAACCCGCCUCUCCCCCCACCGCCUCUCCUGGCUGCUGCUGUGGCCUCCACACCGCCAGGAGCUGCCGCAUCCGGAAUGGGACCGAGACCCGCUGCAGGGUCCACUGACCAGAUUGCACAUUUACGGCCCCAGACUCGCCCCAGUGUAUAUGUCGCUAUAUAUCCUUACACUCCCCGGAAAGAGGAUGAACUGGAGCUGAGAAAAGGGGAGAUGUUUUUAGUAUUUGAACGCUGCCAGGAUGGCUGGUUCAAAGGGACAUCAAUGCAUACCAGCAAGAUUGGGGUUUUCCCUGGCAAUUAUGUGGCACCAGUCACAAGGGCAGUGACAAAUGCUUCCCAAGCUAAAAUCCCCGUGUCUACUGCUGGCCAGACAAGUCGGGGGGUGACCAUGGUCAGUCCUUCCACAGCAGGAGCGCCUACCCAGAAGCUCCAGGGAAACGGUGUGGCCGGGAGUUCCAGUGUCGUCCCCACAGCUGUGGUGUCGGCAGCUCACAUCCAGACGAGUCCUCAGGCCAAGGCCUUGCUGCACAUGGCUGGGCAGAUGACCGUCAACCAGGCGCGCAAUGCUGUGAGGACAGUUGCAGCACACAACCAAGAACGUCCUACAGCAGCUGUGACGCCCAUCCAGGUGCAGAACGCUACCUGCCUGGGCCCCGCAUCUGUGGGCCUGCCCCACCAUCCCUUGGCCUCCCAGCAACUUCAGCCUUCAAUGGCAGGCCCCAGUGCCCAUGUUGCUGCCGUCAGUAUCAGCCGAGCCAGUGUGCCCCUGGCCUGUGCCGCAGCUGCUUCACUGACCUCCCCAGGCAUCACCACUGCUUCUCUGGAGGCCGAGCCCAGUGGCAGGACAGUGACCAUUCUCCCUGGACUUCCCACAUCUCCUGACAGUGUUUCAUCAGCUUGUGGGAGCAGCUCAGCCAUGAAACCAGACAAGGAUAGUAAGAAAGAAAAAAAGGGUUUGUUGAAGCUGCUUUCUGGAGCCUCCACCAAACGUAAGCCCCGAGUCUCCCCUCCAGCGUCGCCCACCCUGGAAAUGGAGCUGGGCCCCGCGGGCGAGUUGCCCCUGCAGGGAGCGGUGGGCCCCGAGCUGCCGCUAGGGGGCAGUCAUGGCCGAGCGGGCUCCUGCCCCGCGGACGGGGACGGCCCAGCGGUAGCGGCAGUGGCCGCCGCGACAGCACUGGCCCAGGACGCGCUUCAUCGGAAGACAAGCUCCCUGGACUCCGCUGUUCCUAUCGCGCCCCCUCCUCGUCAGCCGUGUUCUUCUCUGGGUCCUGUCAUGAGUGAGUCUCGGCCUGUUGUUUGUGAAAGGCACAGGGUGGUGGUUUCCUAUCCUCCUCAGAGUGAGGCAGAACUUGAACUUAAAGAAGGAGAUAUUGUGUUUGUUCAUAAAAAACGAGAAGAUGGCUGGUUCAAGGGCACAUUACAACGUAACGGGAAAACCGGCCUUUUCCCAGGAAGCUUUGUGGAAAACAUCUGAGGGGACUAACAUCAAGAAGGCGUGAAGUCACACCACACAACAAAACAGCACAAAUCUAUUUCACGGAAAGAGCACAUUUGUGGACUUCCAGGUGAUCAGGAGAUGAGCAAAAGAUUGGUGUGUGACUCCAGUGCCCCCCAACACAGUUACACCAGCGAACAGCGAAGAAGUUGUAUAUGUGGGCUUAUCACUCUGGAUUCUGAUGUGUAAGGUGUGCCUUGUACUGUCUGAUUGACUAUACAGAGAAAUCUUUGUUAUUGUUGUUGUCCUAAAGAUAUAUAGAAUGGACAAUUGUUUACAAGGCUUAACUAAUUUAUUUGCUUUUUUAAACUUGAAUUUUUCUUGUAAUAGAUAAAUUCUUUGGAUUAUGAUUUUAAGAAAUUAUUAAUUUAUGAAAUGAUAGCUAAGGAGAAGCUGGAUUCUCUCCUGUUGAGAGCAAGAGAUUCUUUUUGCAUAGAAUGCGUUACCCCCAUUCCCCUCCCCCCCCCGCAGUGUUAUAUUUUGCUUCUUUAAGACGGAAAUGCCAGUGUUCUAAUUUGUUUUUCCUCUCUAAAUAAUAAACAUACCCCAAGAAAUGUAAUAUUCUUGGGAAAUCAAAACAUACAACUGAAUCAGUAUCAAUAAGAGCCUGGGGAUGGGGAGACACAAACUUGACAGAAGAGAAGUUAGUGGUUCCCUGUCUUUCUGGUUCAGUCAGGAAUCGCUCCGUAAGAUUUAGUCCUCGAUUUAAUUUUGUGAGUUUUUAAUUUUCAUAGACUGAAGUCAGUGAAGUGAUAAAGACGACUAGAUAAAGCACAACCCUUGAAUAAAAAUACUCAGAAAUAUAGUUUUAUAACAGAAACAGCGCAGUUCAUUGGUUGGAAAUUAGGGAAAAUUGAAGUUGUCGUGCUCACUUGUCUGAGAAUGGCUAUGAAAUGUUAUCUCCCAUCUUACCCCCAGUGACCUGCAUGCCCAGACACGAUAAAACAUUUGUCAGAUAGUGGUGGUAAGUGAUGCACUCGUGUUAAGGUCCAAGACUGUGCGAAACACUGUGAAAAGUUUACAUUCAUCCGUUGUGAUUCUCUUCCACCAUCUUGCAUAUAUGACUGGAUUCCGACAAUAAUGUAGACUGCGCAUGGUGUGUCUACUUCAUUGCAGUUUCCGGUUGAGCUUAGUUCACACCCAGGAUUGACCAUUACAGGAGGUGUAAAAUAAAUAGUACGGUCUUACCCACCCCAAAGCCACUGUAGACCAACGUCUCUGAGUGCACUCACUCCCUCUCUGGUCUUAGGCAUACAUUGGCCAUUACACAAGUCAUUAGAGAAAGUGGUCUUUUAUGUCCUCUCAGCUGACAGACAUAAAGGCUGAGUUUACCCAGGACACUGCUCCUGUGACUGUACGGUUGCAGCACGGAGAGUCAGUGUGCCCACAUCUUACACUUGUGGCAGGAUCCAGCUGAGCAUAUCUUUUUAUAUCCAUUCUUUGAUGUUGUUGGCCUCAUCCGCCACUUUCCUUUGUGGUGCCACGCGGCCAUGGGUUUGGGUAGUCCUAACAGCAAAAGGAGGGAAAGCAGCCUGGUAGCGAAAGAGAUUGUUGCCACAGUUUUCCCAUGGGGGAAAAAAAUAAUAAAACCUUUUCAUUUUUUUACUUUUAAGAAUUACAACUGAGAAAUAGAAACAUAAACUGAAAGGUCUUCUUGCCGUAGCAAGAGGUUUCAUGGUCUUAACAAGAUAUGCGGUUAAAAAUGAAAUCAUUCCGAAAGAAACCAUUUGUUUUUGUUUUACAAAAACUGUACAUUGUGUUCCUGUGUGUUGAAUUUAAAAAAACAAAAAAAAAACUCAGACAUUGAUGUAAUAUAUAAAGGUUUGGUGAGAUGAACUUUAGUUAGGAAAAAGCUGGCAGCAGCUUUCAUCUGUGUAAGUUGACACCAAUGUGUCAUAAUAUUCUUUAUUUUGGUAAACUAGUGUAUUUUAUAAAAAGUAAAAAGACUACUACAGGUUAAGAUAAUUUUUUACCUGUCUUUUCCCCAUAUCUUAAGCUAUGUGAUUGAAGUACCUCUGUUAAUAGUUUUCUGGUGUAAAGUCGGUUAAAAUUUCAUCUGUUAAUAGAUCAAUAGGUAAUACAAUGUAUGGGUUUUCUAUUGGUUUUUUGGAGGCAGUAGAUGGAGAUUUUGUAACAAGGGUUUGUUACACAGCGAUACAGUAAUGAUAAAAUUGCAGUUUAUCAUGCCUUUUCAUGUUAAUAAUUUGAGGACUGGGUAAAAGGUUCAAGAUUAAAAUUUGAUGUUCAACCUCUAUGUGUCCCUUGUGUCAAUCCUUAAAAUUUUGCUUUAAAAAAACAAACCAACUUGGGGACAUUCGAAUUAGUUUCUAUUUCAUUGUAUUAUUCAUUUCUGUAAAGAGAACUCUUCAUAUACCUCAAACAGAAGACGUCUACAAGAAUCAGGUUGGUAGUUACGAUGCAUUAUAUCUUUACAACUAACAAAGCUUAUUUGCCUAGUUUCCCAAGAAUCUCAAAGUCUUUUUUUUAAAGUUUAUGGAGUCUCACAAGGUACAGUAUAACACUUCAGAGUUACAAAUACAGCCUGGCAAUGGUUGGAGAUUGCACUUUAGCCAGAGAAGGAGUACCAGACCUAUAUCUGGUACUCUCUGUAUGGCUAAAUAGAGACCAUAGGAUAACCCCCAGAUCUCUGCAAGCCUUGGGAACAUAAUCUUUAGACUCACCAUGAUUAUAACGCUUCCAUGAAAGGCCAACAAACCUUAACUUC